AGGGUGACAGCGAUCGCGGGAGCUGUCAACGGCGUUAUUCAUCAUCCAAGUGUGCCUGGUGUUGGCAGUGCCUGAAGUGGUGUGGUGAUGCGUGUCAAUCCGUGCGUGCAGAUGUCCAUGGUUCGAUCCCAACGCGCACCGACCGUGGUCGUCCCCUGGUGGGUGCUCUAGUGUUUGAUAGGGUUUGGCAUUCAAGAAAUUUCGGGGUGGAAAUAUGUGGCCUUCAGUAAAUGAUCGGAAAGUGUAUUAUGACGUCUAUGAGCAGCGAUUCCCGCAGCCUCGGCAGUAGCAGCACCAACGGGGGCGAUGUUGCAAACAACAAUCACCUACCAAAGGAUGCGCCUGCGGCGGAUAUCAUCGUGUGUAGGACUAAGAUGCGGGAUCGUACCGCGGUAGGAAAUGGGCAUGCGGCAGGCCGUACGGUGCGUUGUGCCAGCGAUGAUCAACGGUGCGAAGCCGGUGAGGCAAUCGAUUCGCCGCACUGUCGGCAAACGUCCGAAGCCAUGUGUCGGUUAGAAGUGCACCGAACUGCCAAUCCUAGAUCCCGGAAGGAGUCAUCCAUUCCGAGCGGUAUGAUGAGCAACGCUCAUUCAUCUGCGGCAGUGACUCCAUCGACGAUCGGCAGCUGCGACCAUCCUGCACGAUCGGUCGAAUCAGCAGUGGGUGCAGCUGGUACCUCUUCGAGCUCGUCGCCUGCCAGCCGGAAUGCUACUCUUGACAUGACAGAUUCUGGUUCGCCCUGUGCUAUGGCGGUCAGUUCGACGGUGGUGGAAGAUCCUUACGCCGAACUGGAAAGGAUACUGGAAAAGGUGCAAGCGGAAAUAUCGGAAAUGUUUGAACAAACGAUGCAGAAGGAAAAUGUAACCACCGUUGUGACCGGCAGCGGGACAGGAAGCGACAAAAAGCGGAAAAACGACUUGAAGGCUAAUCAUGACGAGAGGUGUGAAUAUGGAAGCUCAGCGAAGACCGAUCCACAUCUACAAAAACAUCACCAACAGCAGCAGAACGCUAGUCAUCACGUGAAGUAUGCAACCAUACCGCACGCAACUGUUACCCAGCAGAGAAGUGCCGAUCACGGUGCGCUUGCAGCGAAUUUUGGACGCAACAAUCCACCGGCAACGAUCGACAGUAACGCGAAACGCACCCGUAAUGCGUACGAUCAUAGGUACCGAUCGCAUGAUCGAAUGGAGAUGGUUAGCUCAACCACGGUACCGUCGACGUCGGCGACACUACCCAAGCCCAGUACACGAUCGCAGUCGGCGGGUGAAACCAUGUCCUCGAGCGGAUACAGCAGCUACGGUCGGUACACGGAACGGUCCGACAGUUUGUCCGAUGACAUGAGCCUGCUGGACGUCGCUGCACCUUCCUGUGACGAAAGUCAUGAAGGUGCGGGAGACGAUACGACUUCGGACGAGCGGGAAACCAUCGUCAGCGGUGGCGUUCGUAAGCGUCAUCAACAAAAGAAAUCUUCGGUGCUAUCGGGUGCCACCACAACGACGGUACCAGCGGGUAAUGGUGGCCAUUAUUACAAUAACAUCGAGCAACAGCUGCUCGCGAACGAUCGGGGGCUUAAAACGAGCACAAACAGUUUACCGUCGGUGGCAGCGUCCGGCGGGCAUCGGAAUAUGGCGUCACAUCUAAAGUUUAAAUCGCACCAGAGUACGAUCGAUGCGAAACGGAAACAGUUUUUCCUCACGCUCGAUCAGGAACCGUUUCAACCGCUCAAAUCUAAUAUGGCCGAUUUACCAUCCCCGAGCAGCACCUCGUUGCACAGUGGACAUAACCAUUUGAUUGCCGAAGAGCUCGGCUCCAAAUCGAGUUCUGCUCCGGUGUUGCUCAAGGAUGAAGAGAAUGUACUCACGGUGGCAAGGGCAAAUCUACGCUAUUCCAGGUCACAAAGUGAUCGACACUUGGCGGAAAUCGAAGCAAUUGAAGCAUGCCGAUGGUUGCGUGCCGCCGGAUUCCCACAGUACGCCCAAAUGUACGAAGAUCACCAGUUUCCCAUCGUCGUGGAGGAUGUAGCGAAAGAUCAUCCAUUCCUGGAACCGGACCCUCUACAGUCGCUGUUUCGGCGACUCCACACACUCAACCGUUGCGCAAACAUGCAUCUCGAUGCUCACCAGCAUACACCAAAACCUUCGCACCGGGAUGACUCGGACGACGAUAGCUGCGCGCUGAGUGAGGCGUGGACAUUCCAACACAAUAGCCGCCGCUGGUCCCGGGUGGAUGAUGCGAUCGGUUUGGUCAGUGUGAUAAACAACAAGCAGCAGCAGCGCAACGCGCAGAAGGACGGUGCCCACACCAAGGGGACCGGUAGCGAUUCGGCUGGACACGGUUCGCAUCAGCAGCGGCGACACAACAACACCACGCUGCUCCGUGCGGAAGAUCACGAAAAGCUGUGGCUCGAAACGGGUGGUAAAAUUACGAUCGGCGUACCGUCCGAUACGGAUUCGCAGGAUGACUGCGGUACGGACGGGCGGAGCGGCGUACACCUAAGGCGUACCGGUAGCGAACGGUUGAAGGAUGGUGCUAAGGCAAUACUGCGCCGCGUAGAAUCGAUCAAAUCAAGGCGCAGGAAAAAACAGAACCGUGACGGUCUGGUCAUACUAGCGCCACCGGCGGGACACUCGAGCGCACACCUUUCCCCACACCAUCGCCCGUCCGGGGACGGCAGUGAUGGGUAUGGUGGGUCCGGAUUCGAUAUCAUGUCUUAUUCCAACCCUACCUCACCGCGACCGUCGGCCGAACUGCUCGCAUUUGACGAUGCGCUCGAUGCGGCGGGCAAUCGUAAGAAGGAUCUGUUUGUGAACGAUCUGCUCGGACGCCGGAAUCUGCUGCUAUCGCCCAACGUAACCGCACCGGCAACGGCCUGGUCACCGUUGCACGGUGGUGAAGGCAAACGUUUCACCGACCGUUCAUCCCCAGGCGGCACACUACCGUUUCGGCAGCAGGUACAACUUCAGCAGGAGUCACGAUCCGGCGAUGAUUCAUCGUCGAUAUGCAGCGAAGACAGUGGAGGUGGCCCGGCGACUGACUUUAGCACCGCCAACCGGUCGGAAAAAUCAACCACACGCAAGUAUCCACGGGCCAAGAAAGCGCUGCGCAGCAAAGUAAUAUCGAGCACUGUGGCGGAUGAUCAGUCCGGUGGUGGUGCGCUUUCCGAUUCCGAAUGUCACGCCAAACAGCGCCGUUCCAAAAUUAAGGUAGAACUCGAUUGUGAUCUAUCCGGUGCGAACGAUGCUGUUUCUACGACAACAGCGGACGUUAAGGGUAGCGCCGGCGGGCGAACCGGUGGAAAUACAUUGGCCGCACCGGAUGUGAAUGCUUCCCCCUCGAAACUGCACCGCGGAGGUUCACUGAACCUUGGCAAAGCUUCCAAACGUUACCGGGACGCGUUUAGCAAUCGUUCGGUGCGACACAGCGCGAAAGCGACCGACGAGAGCGGCGAAGGUGUUGUGCGCUCCACGAGCAAAAGAUCGACCGUGGCCCGUUGGCACAGCUUCCAGCAGCCGAAGGUAUCGCCGAUCGAUCUGCAGCAAACCGAUCAGCUGGCCAUCGGGUCGAAAGAUGAUCGAAAACAGCCGAUCUUACAGCGUGGUACCACUAUCGCGCAGCUGGUCAGCAGCACCACCCACAGCAAUGCAGCAAUGACAAUCACCUCUACCACCUCCAUUACCACUACCACCACCACCACCACCAUACCGGGGAAAGCCCACAAAGCGGGCAGUCUUACCGUGGACGGUAGCCAAAGUACGGCGGGAACGAUCACGGACCCGUCCGGUGCGGGAUUGCGCAUGUCAGAGAUGUCUUGCGGACAGUUGCUGGUGGUGCGCAAGCUUGGACUGGCCAACCUGACCGGCUACAUGGAGCGAUACUGUCCGACGCACCGGUCCGGAUGGAACUGGGAUCUGCCAAAGUUUAUCAAGCGCAUCAAAACGCCCGACUACAAAGAUCGCAAAGUGUUCGGGAUGCCGCUGGUGUUGAAUUUGCAAAAGUACGGCAGCACGGUACCGUACACGAUACGGUUAGCGUUCGCGUGGCUCGAAAAGAACGCGCUCGAUCAGGUCGGUUUGUUCCGCAAGCCGGGCGUAAAGUCACGCAUCGCCAAGCUGAAAUCGGUGAUCGAGGCGAGCAAUGAUGUCGGUUGGCGAAGCGAAAUGUUCGACGAGUAUCACGCGUACGAUGUCGCGGAUCUGGUGAAGCAAUACUUUCGCGAGCUGCCCGAUCCACUGCUGACGGCCAAACUGUCCGAGACGUUUAUCGCUAUAUUCCAGUAUCUUCCAGCGGAGGUGCGUGCGGAAGCGGUGCAAUCGGCUAUUCUGCUGCUGCCGGAUGAACAUCGGGAAGUGCUGCAUCUGCUGUUAACAUUCCUCGAAAAGGUAGUGCAAAACUCGAGCCUAAAUCAAAUGACCGCAAACAAUCUGGCCGUCUGUUUUGCACCCUCGCUGUUCUAUCUGCUGUCCGGGAAUAGAUACACGGCAGCAUCACCAAGAAGAAAGAAAACUGGCACCGGAUCCGGCCAACCCGACGAGAAGGAACUGUUCGAAGCGAAAGCAUCGCACGAAUGUUUGGCGUACAUGAUCGAACGCUUUCAGAGCCUCUGGACGAUCAGCAGCGAUCAGAUGCGCCGUUGCAACUUCAACUACAUGGACGAAUCGAAACCGGUGCCAUUGUCGUCCCUCGGUACGGAAAUGCACGUCCAGAACUGGCGCGGCUAUCUGUCCGAGUCGAUCAGCGAGUGUCUACGGGAGGGUCGAGAACGACCGCGUGGUUGGGUGUCACUAAGCUCGACCGAUCCAUCGGUGACCGCAUACUUCAAAAAGGUGGGCGAUGGUCAUCCGCUGCGUCUGUGGAAGUGUGUCACGGAGGUGGAAGCACCACCGAUGGAGGUGAUACAGCACAUCGUGAAGGAGCGACCGCUGUGGGAUGCGUAUCUGUUGAAGUGGCGCACAAUCGAACAGCUCGACCAGGACACGGAUGUGUUCCAGUAUGCAUGCGGCCAACCCGUCACCGAGUAUUGUGUUGUGCGGCAAUGGAAAAAUGAUCUGUCCCGUGGUGCCUGUGUGAUAGUGGAGGUGUCGAUUUCGCACGAGAAUGCCACAUCGCUACUGGGCGGCGUGAAUGGCGUGGUGCUUGCCUCGCGCUAUCUAAUCGAACCGUGUGGCAGUGGGAAGUGCAAACUGAUGCAUCUAUCGCGCGUCGAUAUGAAAGGCCGCACACCCGACUGGUACAACAAAAACUAUGGACACAUUUGUCAGCAAUAUCUGUCUAAGAUCAAAAAAUUCUUUGAACACUGCACCGAGGGACCUGAAACUAAAGUAUAAUAGCAUCAUCACAUUGGUUGAAGUUCGAGAAGCUGUCGAAUCCAACAGAUAUUACACAAACACACCGUUUAGUCGGGGAACGAUUACCCUUAUAAAAGUAAAACAAAAUCAGCAGCAACCAAGGAGAAAGUAAUCUCACACGGCAAAGAUUGGAAGGAAAAUUGGAGUUCGUUUCUAUUUACUCUAAACUUCCUCUACUUCGCCGACGCAGACAAGCCGUAUAGAGUGUUUGAUGUCAAGGAUGCCGGCAAAGCAAGAAAAAAAACGCGAUAAUAGUUUAUAUCUACAAGCAGAACCAGUUGUUUUCCAUGAAACAUUCCAGAAUUUCAUUACCAAGUGCCUAAUGAUAAAAAAUGCAAACAAUGCAGAAAGAGAAACACACGCAAACAAAAGUAAGAUUUAAGGCAUCGUCUAGCAAGAAAGAUAGGCCAAGAACAAGCAAACGUUGCCACAGAAUCAUUAAAGGAGGAAACCAAUUGUUAUAGUUGCACAUGUUCAGGGGCGGACAUCAUGCCAAUAGUAUGUUUCCUUGUCUUUCCGUUCCCCUACACUCCGUUACAAAUCUUCAUAUAUAAGGUGCAGUAUAUACAUAUAUACUUAUAGCAGUAAAACGGAUAUUAAAGGAAGAACGGAAGAAGGAUCAAAGAUAUAUCAUUAUAUAUCACACACACACACACAUACACCCGCACACUCGUACACAAACUAAAACUAGUCCAAACACACACAAAACUUAACCAAUAUUGUAGCAAAGCCUGUUUUUGUUUUAUAAAAGAUAGAAUGCGUUUUUUUUUUGUAAUAAUUAAUUGUCUUUUUGUACAUUUGCACAAUCCAUAAUCACACACACACUCACACACACAUAUACACAUCCUACAACAGCUAAAAUGAUGAUGAUACAGGUGUAUAGUUGUGUUGAGCAUCCAGUAAGGUUUUUUGUUUUAUUUUUUGUUAUCUUCUCUAAGUAGUGUUUAGGUUAUUGAUUUGUAAAUAGUAUUUUUUUACUAGAUUGUUAAGCUGUUUUUUGUGUGACAGAGAGCAUAGUAAAUGUAUGUGGUAUGUGUAUGUGAAAUAUUAUAUAUAGAAGACGAAAAAGAAGAAGGAACAAGGAACAAGAGUCACUCACAAAUGCACACCUAUUUACCGUGCGGCUGAUGAAUUACAACAGAUAAUGAAAACAAUAUAUUAUAAUAAAGACCAAGAAAAGGAAAAGACAACAAACAAGA
Anopheles moucheti is the source of this 6544-nucleotide messenger RNA. RefSeq lists its product as uncharacterized. The transcript is spliced from 12 exons. Gene Ontology annotation, molecular function: lipid binding; GTPase activator activity. The coding region runs from base 231 to 5324 and encodes 1697 amino acids. The record is from RefSeq and is a predicted model, not a curated record. Gene Ontology annotation, biological process: actin cytoskeleton organization; regulation of Rho protein signal transduction; signal transduction. Lineage: Eukaryota; Metazoa; Arthropoda; Insecta; Diptera; Culicidae.